UGGCCGUUUCCGGGAUUGAGGAAAGCGGUUCGUCUGAAAGACAGCAGUUGGGCGAAGCUCGGGCUCGUCGGCGGUGGCGGCUGUGAUGUACCACAGCAGCACGCAGAGGCGCUACUGGACUUUCCGCGGCGAGGAGGAAUUGUCCCGCAGGCGCUCUGACGCCAACCGCAAGUUCAGAUGCAAAGCGGUGGCCAAUGGGAAGGUUCAACAGACAGACUCAUUUCUUCUUGACCAACAUGAAGAGCUGAUAAUUUGUAAAUAUUAUGAAAAAAGAUUAGCAGACUUUUGCUCUGUAUUUAAACCAGCAAUGCCCAAAUCUGUUGGGGGUACAGCAUGCAUGUAUUUCAAACGUUUUUACCUCAAUAACUCAGUAAUGGAAUAUCAUCCCCGGAUAAUUAUGUUAACGUGUGCAUUCUUGGCUUGUAAAGUAGAUGAAUUUAAUGUAUCUAGUGCACAAUUUGUUGGUAACCUUCGUGAGAGCCCAGCAGGACAGGAGAAGACAUUGGAACAGAUCUUGGAAUAUGAAUUACUACUUAUUCAGCAGCUGAAUUUCCACCUUAUAGUACAUAACCCUUACAGACCAUUUGAAGGGCUAUUGAUUGAUUUGAAGACCCGUUAUCAAUUGCUUGAAAAUCCUGAGACAUUGAGGAAAACAGCAGAUGAUUUUCUUAAUCGGGUAUCUUUGACAGAUGCCUGCCUUCUAUUUACACCUUCUCAGAUAGCUCUUACCGCUAUGGUAUCAAGUGCAUCCAGGUCAGGAUUUAAUAUGGAAAGUUACUUAUCAGGAACCCUGAUGCUCAAAGAGAAUAAAACAUCCCUUUCACAGUUGCUGGAUGGAAUGAAAU
Messenger RNA from Protobothrops mucrosquamatus (brown spotted pit viper), 845 nucleotides. RefSeq names its product cyclin-H-like. The transcript has 6 exons. The annotation marks the transcript as partial. Gene Ontology annotation, molecular function: cyclin-dependent protein serine/threonine kinase regulator activity. Lineage: Eukaryota; Metazoa; Chordata; Lepidosauria; Squamata; Viperidae. Gene Ontology annotation, cellular component: transcription factor TFIIK complex; nucleus. The record is from RefSeq and is a predicted model, not a curated record. Gene Ontology annotation, biological process: regulation of cyclin-dependent protein serine/threonine kinase activity; regulation of transcription by RNA polymerase II; DNA-templated transcription.